AUGGACGGCGAGAACAAUAAAUGUGCCUUGGAUACUGUGCAAGUUGCUUUACGGAUUAGGCCUCUUAUGCAGCAAGAAAUAGAACGAGGAUGUGAUGAGUGUAUUGAAGUUGUACCAGGGGAGCCACAAGUUCAAAUUAAGGACCUAGCUUUCACAUACAAUUAUGUAUUCCCACAACAUAUUACACAACAGGAGUUUUAUGAUACUUCAGUUAGAGGUCUCAUAGGAAAAUUAUUUCAAGGGUACAAUGUCACAAUACUUGCCUAUGGACAAACUGGUUCAGGAAAAACAUACACUAUGGGUACUAAUUACUCAGGAUCUGAUGGGGACUCCUCAAAGUUAGGUGUGAUACCACAGGCUGUGGCUGACAUAUUUGAUUUUGUAGAAGCUCAUGAAGAUAAAUUUAUUUUCAAAGUAGCUGUUUCUUUCAUGGAGCUAUACCAGGAGCAGUGCUAUGAUUUGCUGUCUGGCAAAGAACGAGGCCAUAGUAUUAUAGAAAUAAGAGAAGAUAUCAACAAAGGUGUACACUUGCCAGGUAUUACAGAGCUGCCUGUAACAUCAACUAUGGAAACAAUGAUGGUUUUGGAAAGAGGUUCUAUUGGCCGUGUAACUGGAUCCACAGCUAUGAAUCAAGCUUCAAGUAGAAGUCAUGCUGUUUUCACCAUUGUUAUAACUAAGGAGAGUCGUACUGAUAAAAACAUUGCAACUACAUCAAAAUUUCAUUUAGUGGAUUUAGCGGGUUCAGAGCGAAUAAAAAAGACGAAAGCAAGUGGUGAAAGACUUAAGGAAGGCGUAAAAAUAAACCAAGGCUUACUGGCACUCGGAAACGUCAUAUCUGCACUGGGCGAUGGGACUAACAGGAGCUACAUUAGUUACAGAGACAGUAAACUCACAAGGUUGUUGCAAGACAGUCUUGGUGGCAACUCACUCACAUUGAUGGUAGCUUGUGUAAGUCCAGCUGACUAUAACCUUGAUGAGACAGUAUCAACACUAAGGUAUGCGGAUCGUGCUCGUCGUAUUCGGAACAAGCCUAUUAUAAACCGAGACGCGAAAGCUGCUGAAAUUGUCAGAUUGAAUGAUUUGGUCACUGAAUUGAGAUUGCAGUUAUUAGGAAAAUUACCCACAGUUAGUGAAGAACGCUAUGAGAAACUACAAGAAGAGUUAGACAAAGAAAAAGCAAAAUAUGGUGAAUUGUUGAAAAAACACAAGCAAGUAACUGAGCAUCUUGGCAAUAUGUUGAUUGAAAAUACGAAUUUGUGUGAAAAGGCACUUUUAGCAGAAGCUGCUAAGGACAAAAUUGAACGCAAGCUUAAUGAGCUGACAGAAAAGUGUAAUCAAACAAUACAGAACUUAAGUACUACUGACCAAGCUCCAGAUGAGGAACGUAGGAAUAGUGUAGUUGACUAUAUUAAAGAAUUAAAGUCAAGAUUAGAAGAUUUGCAGUCAGUUAAUAUGAAGACUAAUGAGGAAUUAAUUGACCACGAAAUUAAGCUGUCAUUUGUUAAGGAGGGAAAUGAGAAUGAUAAGGUUGAUGAUGAUAUGCUCCUUAAUGAGGACCAGGCUGUGUUGGAGGAAGAGAAGAGAGCUAUGGGUCAGGUGGCAUUAAAUCAAGAACUGCAAGAACUGAACCGUGCAAUGGCAAUCAAAGCAUCGCUUGUUCAUGCGAUGUUGGCCAAUAAUAAAGAAAUGUUGGAGAGUCACAACAAUCUGAAGGAGAAUGAGGAAAAGAUAGCACACUUAGAGAAGGAAAGAGAUGAGCUUAUGCAACAGUUGAAACAAACUAAGAACAAAGACCCAACCCAUGAAGAGCACCAAAGAAAGAAUGAAGCGAAGAUUGCCGCGCUUAAUGCAGAAUUACAAGCUAUGAAAGCAACUAAGGUCAAAAUAAUCAGACAAAUGCGUGAAGAGAGUGAGAAAUUCCGUAAAUGGAAGGCGGAUAACGAACGUGCAAUGUUACGCUUGCGGAACGAGGACAGAAAACGCGCUACUGCCAUGGCUAAGAUGGAGUCGCUUCACACUAAACAGCAAAACGUGUUAAAACGCAAAAUGGAGGAGGCCGUUGCCGUCAAUAAACGAUUAAAGGAGGCACUGGAAAGACAGAAGCAGUCCCAGAUGAAGCGUAAUGCUAAAGGCAGUGUGAAAACAGGAGCAAUACAACAGUAUAUUGAGCAAGAGCUGGAAGUCCAUCUGAGUAUUGUUGAAGCUGAAAAGUCACUGGAGGAACUAAUGGAGUAUAGAGCUUUGAUAACAGAACAGAUAGAAAAUCUACGAAACAGUACCGAUGACGAGGAUAACAGAAAGAAGAUUGAAAAGUUAGAAGACGACCUCGCUAUGCGUAAAGCGCAAAUAUCAGAUUUACAGCAGAAGAUAUUAACCGCCGAUCAAGAAAAUAAAUCGCGAACACAAUGGGACAAUAUUCAAUCGAUGCUUGAAGCUAAAGUUGCUCUCAAAUGUCUGUUUGAGCUUUUGGUGGACACAAAGAGGGAACUUCAAAACCAGAGUGAGAAAGGCUAUCAAGCACGUUACGAGGAGGCAAAGGAGGCUUACGACAGGCUGGUAGUGGAGUAUGAGAAUAGCAAGGCUGAGUUUGAGAGGCAACUGGCUAUGGUCAAACUGCAAAGUGAACAGAAGGUUAGUGCAUUAGUAGCACUGCAACGGGGAAUGCUGGGCGGAGGAGAUAAGAGUGAAGCAUGCAAACACUUACAAAAUGUAAUACAAUACCAACAGGACCGCUUAGAGCAAGUGGAACAAGAAAAUAAAAAGUUAGCUGACGAACUUGAACAAUUGCGGACUGCUAGUAAGAAAGGUAAAAAGAGAAUCAAAAAGGAAAAUGACACUGUAUUAAAGAAAGUAGAAUAUGCUGAGCCCACUGAUGAAGAGGAAGAUGAGUUUGAAGAUCCCGACAAAGAUCCUGACUGGAGAAUGACACCAUUAUUUAAGCGUAUACAGGCGCAACGAUCGCGGCUCACGAUGAACUUCACGAGCAGCGAGGCGGACACGUCGCGCGCAGUGAAGCGGGCCAGCGACGGCGCGCCGCACUGCACGUGCCGCGGCUCGUGCUCCACCAAGCUGUGCGGCUGCGUCAAGUCCGCGCUGGGCUGCGGCGCCGCCUGCCGCUGCCAGCCCGCGCUCUGCAAGAAUCGCCGCGGCGCAGACGACUCCGACGACAAGGAGAACAAUCCUUCCAGUAGUUCAGAGAUUGGUGCUCUAGACACUACACCGCCAUCAUACUUUGACAAACGAAAUCACCUUGAUGCUACCUAUGUUAAGAAGAAGAAAAGUUAUUUUUUCCCUCAGGAUCAGAUAAAUAAUAAGACUGAAUGA
Messenger RNA from Parnassius apollo (apollo), 3324 nucleotides. The record is from the annotation of a GenBank genome assembly. Lineage: Eukaryota; Metazoa; Arthropoda; Insecta; Lepidoptera; Papilionidae.